UGUUGGCCAUUCCUUUGUCUUUGGCUCCCAGUUCAACUGCUAAUUGGACGGGGCAGGGGGAGUAAUCAAGAUAACUGUUAACCCUAACCCUAACCCUUACCCUUAACCUUAACCAUCACAACUAAAUGCCUAACCCUAACCCUUAACCUAACCUUAACCAUCACAACUAAAUGCCUAACCCUUAACCUAACCUUAACCAUCACAACUAAAUGCCUAACACUAUCCUAAACAUAAUUUUAGCCCUAAUCCAUAAACCAAGUCUUCACCCCUUUUAAGCUCUCUGAAAAAGUGAGGACCGGACAAAAUAUCUUCACCUGGUGAGAUCUAUGCUCAUAAUGGUCCUCAUAAAGAUAUAAAUGCAAGUGUAUACACCACACACGAUCCUGCAGGGGUUCAAUGUGUAAACAGUUCUAUGGGCUGUAAUUCCUGUAUCCUCGUCCUCUUUCCAACUGGAGCUUUAUUUUUUCCCUCUACUCUCAUUUCUGGGCCUAAAAUCAGGUUAGCGUUUUAUAAGGAGCUUAGCGCAAAGGGCCACAGUGUGCCACUAAUGUAAUAGAGUAUCUCUCUCUCUCUCUCUCUCUCUCUCUCUCUCUCUCUCGCUCUCUUGCUCACUCACUCUCACUCACUCUUUCUCUCCUGUCCUCUUUUCUCUUUGUGCAUUUGCUCACCCUGUCAUAAAGUGACCUUCUCUCGCUCUCUCUCUCUCUCUGUCGCUCUCUCUCCCCUCCCUGCCUGUUCUUUCUUUCUUCUUCCACUUCCCUCGCUCCCUUCCCUCUGCAUCUCCCUCCAUCCGCAGAUGUGCAUGACGCAAGCCUGAGGUUUAAACAUUAGGACAGGGACACAGCCGACACGGGACAACUCAAAGCAGAGUGGAGGACAAACAGGAGGAAGGGGAGCAGAGCUGCUGCUGCUGAACGCUGGCUCAGACCAAUGGAGGCUUCCUCUGGAGAUAUAGAAGAAGGCACUGAAGACAUUCCAGGACGCAAAAAGUCCAAACUCAAGUCCCUCAGAACUCGUCUCUUCGGGCGGAACAAGAGAACAGGUGGAGAGGAAAACACCAAACACAGUCAGUCGUCCAGCGACAUCACUGCAGAACAGGGACUAGGAUCAGAGGAGGAUUUGGUAUGCUCCCAGGGAAUGAUUGGAUCCCGAGCGUUGUCCCAUGACAGCAUCUUUCAGGCUGAUGAGGUUCUGACAGACACUGAACCAGCCAGGGUCUUAUCCCAGGAGAAUGUUCACAGCAAGAUAAAAGCUCUGCAGAUCAAGCUUCAGCAGCAGAAGAUGCAUUUGGGGCCACCACCUUUGGUUGUGCCAGUCAGACGUCCAGAGGACCUGUGCGGCCGCUCAGAGGAUGACAGCUCACGUGACAUCUCAGGAAGUGAUGUUACAUCACAAGGAGGUGUCUGCAAGACCAUAUCCCAGCCAUCCUUUCGUCCUCUCUCACCUAUCUCCAAACCUGCACUGACCAAGCUUGUGCCCCAGUUUCCAUCCCAUCCUUUACCUCCUACUGUCCCAUCCAUUUCCCCCAUCAUUGACAGUACGUUGGACUUCAGUUCUCCUGCUCAGUUCACCCCCUGCCUGGAUACGUCUGCUGCACGCCACCGGAUGUCCGUCAAGCCCAGAAACCAACGGGCCAGGACCCAGAAGAGACUCGCUACACAGACUGAUUUUGGGCUUCCGUCACAGGCCCUGAACAACAUUGACCACCCUGAGUAUGUGGAAGAAGAGGAGCAGCGGCUUUGUGCUCCAGACAAGGUGUCGCUGGAAACAGAAAAAAGAGAAGCAGAUACUACGACCAUAGCUCAGCACCUUCCUACCAAAUCCCCAGAGGUUGCACCAAUAACUUUAGAAGAAGCCCCCAAAUCAUCCGGUUUGACUUCUUCCCAAACGGACCCUGCUCCUCCUUGGAGAAAACCCUCUAUCUCCUCACAGGUUCUUCGACCUAAGCCUCAAAGACCAGUGGAUGUUACGUCCAGUGAACGUCCACAAUCAUCCUUUAUAGAGUCAGAACUCAAAACCAAAAGAGAGGGGGAUUCUGAGAUACAAGUAAUGUUCCACGACAAGAGGAAUACUCUUAAAAAGACUGGAAUGACUAAAGAGACCUCGGACCAGAUCUCCUCUACCUCCAGCUCAGCACUGGCAUCCAGGCAAUCCUCUAUUCAACAGCAGGUUAAAGAUGAGACAGAGAGCAUAAGAGGAAUAAAGAGAUCUGGCCCAGGAUCUGGGUCCUUCCAUUUCUCCAUCACCACUGCCAAAAAACGAGAUAGUGAGAGACCCCGAUCGAGCAGUUUUGUGGGAGUGCUGAUACAAGCCGAAGCCAGGCACAAGAGCAAAGGGGGAACAGAGGAGAAACGUGUUGCAGGCUUAAGGGAAAAGGAGGAACUUAAAGACAGAGUUGUGGGACGCCUUAAGCAAGAGGGAUCUCUACGCAAAGGCUCAGGAAUUACAUGGGAUAAGAUGGACAGCCUCAAAAAGACAGAACCAGUGGCAUCUGCGUCUAAAAAUGCAGCCGCAGACACAGGGACUUCAGCAAAGGAGGAGGUGGAGAGCAGCCGGGAGGAGGUGGAGGAAGCAGUGGAAGCACAGGAGGAGGUCCAGGAGGAAGAAGGGAAGACAGCAUUUGGUGUGAAACUACGCUCAAUGUCUCAAUCGAUGAAAGUUCGGGCUGAUCCGACCCCUAACCAUUUCUCUAAGCCGCCAGUCAGUGAGGACCAGUGUGACAAACAAAACAGACAGGAGAUGAGCGAUAAUGUCGGCUACGUGUCUAAAAAGCCGCUCAUCUCUUGUACCCCAUCCACCUCUGGAGACAUCAGAGUGUCAGAUGCAACCCCAUCUGGCUCCUCCCUUCCACUCAAGAAUACCUUACCAUCGACAGGCAAUUCUUCCAUCACGUCUGCAGAGGUCCGAGCAACCUCCUCAGACGCCAGAGAAGUAGCGACUGCCCCCUCUGUGGCUCAGGAGCCCCAGUCUGCCCCCGCACCAGCAUCGUCUGAAGUGUCCUGGAUGAGCCUUGCAAUGGAAAAGACCAGGACCCUGCAGCAGCUCUUCACGGGCAGGUUCCCCAGAGACCUAACAGGCGCGCAGACUGUGGCUCGACCGCAAGCACAAGUGCAGCCGACGACUCAAACAGAGACACAGAUUGGUGCACAAACGCAGGCACAGAUUGCUAAAAUGCAGCAGGGCUCAACACCAUCGCAAGCAGCAAAUCAGCCAUCAAGUGAUACAGUGAAAACAGCAACGGUGCAAAGUACAAGUCAAGCACAAGCUGUCCAACCAUCACUAGUGUCAGUGCAACAGAACACGACAACGGUAGCUACUGGUCUGUCAGACACUCCUAAAGAAGCACAAACAUCCAAACAAACCAAUGAAGCCCAGUCACACCCAAGUACAACUCAGUUUGCCUCACAGUGUCUGUCUCAUCCACCUGUACAGACCAAGCCAUGGACCCCACAGUUUCCCCUACGUUCUUCUACACAAGCAGACACCUCAUCUCAGUUUGCACUGCAGGGGAGCGCCACCCAGUGUCUUGCACAAUCUUCCUCAAGCCAGCACGCCACCUCCCAGCCACCUGCUUGGACUAAUCGAGGUGUCCACCCCACCAACCAGCUCAAACCCACAGCUUCAGUUUCCACCACCACAUCGAUCACAGCUCCUCCUCCCCCAGUGUCGGCCCUGGGAAAAGGGGAAAGAGACGCCAACGUGCAGGAAAAAGAGGGUCCCUCACCCAUAGGAAGACGAGCAGCUUGGGGCGGGUCAGUGAGCGAGAGGGCUGCUUUUCUGCAAAAACAGCCAGAGUGGGUCACACCAGCUGGAGCGAAGGAGGUGGAAUUGAAGAACGCUCAAUCAGAAGUGCAGUCAUCAGAUGAAUCUCCUGUCUCUGCCAAUACAACGUCUCUGAGCACAGACACAAAACCAGAAGGAAGACCAGGGGUAAAACUUACAGAGUCGACCCCCACCAAAGUCCCGGACAGGCCCAGUGAGGACAAAUGGCUCCGGAAAAACCCUGCAUCUUUUUCGCCCUCAUCGUCCCCCACACAGUCGUCAGAGUUGCGGUCCAUGUCGGACAGUGGCAAGCCGUCCUGGAUGGAACUGGCGAAGAGAAAGUCAAUGGCCUGGAGUGACAAGACCAUGGACUAAGAGGGAAAAGAGACAAAUAUAAAGAAUAUGGCCACAUGAAGAUGAGCUGCCCUGCAGACAAAUACCACCUUUAUCAAGGUUAAUGAGCUGAAUGUUUGGGGCGACUGUUAGAAUGAUGCGGAUACUGUGAUAAUUUAUGUUGUGAGGCUGUUGUGUUUGAAUUGUAUUUAAUUGUUAAUUGUUAAUGUUGAAAGAUAGAGUACAUGUUGAAAAGUUCACUAUGAUCCCUCUGCACCAAACCCACUUUAAGAUGAGAGAUCAGAAUCAUGUUUUAUCUGAUUCAUCAUACAGCUGUUGACACUGUAUGUUAAAUAAACAACAAAUUUAA
Hippoglossus stenolepis (Pacific halibut) is the source of this 4465-nucleotide messenger RNA. It is a transcript of the gene cracdla, whose product is annotated as cracd like a. NCBI's taxonomy places the organism in Eukaryota, Metazoa, Chordata, Actinopteri, Pleuronectiformes, Pleuronectidae. Bases 931 to 4137 code for a protein of 1068 amino acids. The transcript is spliced from 10 exons. The record is from RefSeq and is a predicted model, not a curated record.